Molecule: messenger RNA, 1609 nt
Organism: Cornus florida
Lineage: Eukaryota; Viridiplantae; Streptophyta; Magnoliopsida; Cornales; Cornaceae
Exons: 1
Coding region: 188-1498 (436 amino acids)
Source: RefSeq, a predicted model, not a curated record
UUUGUCACGACUCCUGCACACACUGACACACACAAACUCAUCUGUACUUGAUAAAAUCAUUUCCCCUUUCCCUUUCCCUUUCCAUACAUAUAUAACACACCCAUCAUUAAACCAGAAGUCUUGAUUAGAUAUCCUUCUUCUUCUUCUUCUUCUUCUUCUUCUUCUUCUGUUCAGUUAACCAAACGACAUGCCAUCUUCAGUUUCUGUCUCUCCAAUAGUAUCUGAUGAUGAUCAUCAUCAGAAGCUGCAAACACUCCUAGAAUCAGCCCGUCCAUUUCUCCGCGGAGAGCUCGAAGCCAUCGACAAGAACCUCCCUUCCUUGGUGGCGGUGCUCCGGUCAGUCGGUGCAGGCGAGUGCUGGCACAAGCACGGCAGCUUCCUCGACCACCUCGUCGACAUCUACCGCGUUCUCAAGCUCUGGCGAGCUCAGGACUCCGUCUGCCUCUGUGGCCUCUUUCACUCUGCUUACUCCAACUCCUACGUCAAUCUCGCCAUCUUUGAUCCCUCCACCGGCCGCGACACCGUCCGCGGACACGUUGGGGAAGCCGCCGAGCGUCUCAUCCACCUCUUCUGCAUCGUCCCCAGACAGCCUCUCAUCCACGAUGAUCUCCUGUUCCAGUACUCCGAUGCAGAGCUCGUCGAACACCUCAAGCUGUCCGAGGUGUCGUUGAGAAACGCUAAAGAAAACCAACAAUUUGAAGAAAAAGAUUAUUGGAGGAAGAAGCUGCAGGCAAUUCUUCCAGCUGAGGGGAUCAUCGUGAAGCACAUCAAGACCGGCGAAGACGUCCGGGUUUCUAGAAGGGUGGUCGCCACUUUCCUUAUGAUGACCAUGGCCGAUUUCAGUGACCAGCUCUUCGGCUUUCAGGACGUCCUCUUCGACAACUCGAACGGCCGUCUUGAGUUUUCCGGCAACAAUUACGCGGCCGGUCUAUGGCCGGGUGACGGCAAGCCCGGGCUCUGGAUGAAUUCUAUAUCCAGGAUGGGUGCCAUAUAUACCCUGAUAGUGAGAGAGGAAGAGAUUUUCAUGAUAGAACAGAGAUCAAAGAAAUUGAGUAGUAUUGAUUUGGAGAGAGAUGAAGAUUUAGAGCUAGUGAUGCCACCAGUGUUUGAGAAUUGCACUAGGGUUUUGAAUGCAGAAGACCAGAUGGUUGCUAGGGAGUUGUAUUGGGAGGCAGUUUGUUGUGAUAUGUCCGAGAAAGAGAAUAUUGGGUUGGAGAGACCUGAGGAGAUGUUGGUGAGGUGUGUUGAGAAGAACCCUUUUGUUGGAGAGCCACGUGUGGUUUUGGGUCAGAUUUAUUUGAGCAAAGGGAGGUUUGAGGAGGGUGAGAGAGAGGCCCAGAAAGGGCUUACCCUAUUGUUGGAGUGGGGUAGUCCUUGGGACAAGAGAAUGUCAUGGGAAGGUUGGAUUGCUUGGGCUAGGGUUCUGUUGAUGAAGGCAAAGGAGAAGUCAUGGCCAAACACUUCCUGGGGCAUUCUCAACCUAGGGCUUGUUAGGUAAUUUGUGUUUUUUCUAUAUUCUUCUGAUGAUUAUGUUGUUAUGUCCUGUUACAGCCUAUGGGAUUGUAGACUUUGAAUGGAAUAACAAUAAAUAAAUAAGCAAGUUGAUGUA